AGUCUGGUGCACAAUAGACUCAUUGGGGGGCCCCGCGCGUCGAUUGGCUGCCAGGGAGGCGCGAGCGAGUUCCGCCGCCCUCCACGACAGAUGCACUCGCUCUGUCCAAGUCUGAGCACCACAACGCGGGCAGACCGGAAAAAAAAAAGAAAAAAAAAGGCGAUCGUGGGCGGACAAACCGAGGGGGGAGCUUCCUUCGGUUCAACCGGCGACUCGCACCAAAACGCAUGUGAAAGGAACGGAGCGAAUCUUUUGACGCAGCCGACAACGUCGUCGUAGUUUGUGCUCCUCUCAUGCAGCGUGACCAUGGAUGGCACUCACAAUGGGGUUCAGGUCGGAGAGAACAAGUUCAUCAGCAAGGCAACGCUCCUCUCGCAUUUGAAAACAUACAACCUCUACUAUGAAGGACAGAAUUUACAGCUCAGGCACAGAGAGGAAGAGGGGGAGCUGAUUGUAGAGGGCCUGCUGAACAUCUUUUGGGGCCUGCGGCGACCAAUCAGGUUGCAGAUGCAGGACGACCACGAGCGUAUCCGUCCCCCUCCCUCUUCUACGUCUUGGCACUCGGGUUGCAUUCUGGACAGUCAAGGCUCCCCAAACAACGCAGCCGGUGAACAAAAGCCACCCGAGACUCCGCCCACUGUGGAAGUGACGGCGCCUGCCAACCAAUCGGAAGACAACGGUGUGAUGGAGGAGCAUGCUGAAGAGGACAGUGAGAGCUCAGCUCAGCUCCUCAGAACCAAGAGCGACGCCGGGGUUCUAAGGCGCAUCCACCGACGCUCCCCCAGCGACCAGAGGAAGAUCCGACGCCAUCGCUUCUCCAUCAAUGGACACUUCUACAACCACAAGACAGCCGUAUUCACGCCUGCUUUCGGCUCGGUGACCAACGUUCGCAUCAACAGCUGCAUGACGACGCCUCAGGUGUUGAGAGUUCUCCUCAACAAGUUUAAGAUUGAAAACAGCCCAGACGACUUUGCGCUCUACCUCGCGCAUGCUAGUGGAGAGCGAGUGAAGCUGAAGCGCAGUGACUUCCCUUUGGUUUGGAGAGUCAUGCAGGGUCCGUGUGAGCAGGUGUGCAAACUGUUCCUCAUGGAGCAAGACCUGGGAGAAGAAGUAACAUAUGAUGUGGCGCAGUAUAUCAAGUUUGAGAUGCCGGUGCUGCAGAGCUUCAUCACCAAGCUGAAGGAGGAGGAGGAUAGAGAGGUGCAGAAGCUAAGAAGAAGGUACAACGUCUUGCGUUGUAUCAUCGAAAAGCAGCUCGGCUGUCUUCCGGAAGGCCCCGCAUGUAUGUGAACACCAGCUGCCACCAGCAUCACGUUAAACGUGUCGGACGACUCCAAGCUUCAAACGCACAAGACACGAAGCGAGGACGCCAUCUCGAUGUGUGCGCUUUGGAUGACGGAGACAGAAGGUUACAUUGGCCAGUCAUCCGUUUUCUAUUGUCCUCGUUCGGGUCACAAGUGAGCUGGAGACUGUACCCGCCAGCUGACUUUGGGUCACACCCUGGACUGUCACGAGACACCUUUUGACAAACAAACGUUGACUUUCAAUUGAGAGGCCUUAAUGACCCUGCCUGACCUCUCAACUGCGACCAAGACUUUUUAGCCACUCGGCCAUUGUGCUCUCCGCAUUGAUUGUCUCAUGUUAAAAGUUCAUUUAAAGCACAAGCAUCAGGUCAUGCUUUUAGUCAAGUGCCUGCGAAAAAACCUCACCAAGCACAAACAAAUAACUUUUUUCCUCAAAGUAAAAAUUAGACAGCGAGAACAAAGGCCCUCCUUUUGUGUCCACGAUGCACUGGGAUCCUUUUUGUCCCCUACUACGAGUGGUCAAGUGGUUCAGCCUCAACUCACAGGUACGUCUACAAAUCAUCAUUGGUCACAGACAACGCACAUCCCACAUAAAGGAUAUGAAUGUCAUGUUGAUAUAUUGAAAGCACAGCAAAAAGACUUUAACACAACUCAAGACUGCUUGUGUGCGCCAUCCACACAACUUACACGCCGCGCUCGAGUGGAAGUAGGUCAGUGAGAGUGUCGAGCGGCACACAGACAGGCGACGUCAUGUUGUGUCGUCUGGCACCGAAUUAAUAUCGGCUCACCUCGGCAACGCUGCAAAGAGGCGUCCGCUGCACUCACUGUUACUCACAUAGGAUGUCUUUUAGCGAUCUUGUCGUUUUCUUCAUGAGCCGUCGUGUACUGUGUAGUACUUCCAGCUUUCCAUGCCAAUGUUUGUAUGUCAUUCUGAGAAUGUGCAUGCUUUUGUUUUCGACUUCUUUUGACUGCUUUUUUUUUUGUACGACUUCUUCAGAAGUUAUGAAAUAAUGUGAACAACUCGUGAAAAUGAAGGGCUGCUGGUGUUGAAUAAUGAUUGUAAUUUAAUUAAAAUGAAAUUGGAGAAAGAUAA
This is a messenger RNA of Syngnathus acus (greater pipefish), 2397 nucleotides long. It is a transcript of the gene rassf2a, whose product is annotated as Ras association domain family member 2a. The coding region runs from base 307 to 1290 and encodes 327 amino acids. Gene Ontology annotation, biological process: signal transduction; positive regulation of JNK cascade; positive regulation of protein kinase activity. The transcript is spliced from 10 exons. The record is from RefSeq and is a predicted model, not a curated record. NCBI's taxonomy places the organism in Eukaryota, Metazoa, Chordata, Actinopteri, Syngnathiformes, Syngnathidae. Gene Ontology annotation, cellular component: nucleus; cytoplasm.